AUGUUUCACCAUAUCGCGCUUUAUCACCAGAAUGAACCGAGUUUCAAUAUGACAUGUGACUUACAUGAGACAUGCGGGGUAUUAUACCGAACAUAUUCGGCUUACAAGUCUUACGUCUAUCGACAACACUCAUCUGAACUUUAUGCCAAAGGCAAACUCGAUACGAAUAUCACUCUUAUUUCUGCUGAUAAUCAACAACAAACAAAUAUAGAGCAUUCCGAUUAUAGUACAGAAGUAACGAGCAACGAUGAUGAGUCGUUUGAUAUAUACGAUGUUGAUCUUGAUAUGCCGGACUUAAUGAAUGGUGAUUCCAGCAUGAAAUUUAACAAUCCUACGACAUCUUUUGGUCUGAUCGAUAGCCGUGCAACCUUUGCUGAACUAUUAGCGAUUAUGAAAAAAUCUUAUAUCUUGUUUCUGUUACAAUUACGCGAGGAAUAUUUGGUACCGAAGACGGUUACGAAUGUUAUUUCGACCUACAUCACCACUUUCAUCCAACAUUUAGAGAACAUAUUCGAAAAAAAAUCUUUUUAUCCUUCUCAAAUCGAUUUUUCACAUUCAACAUCUUCUGUACCAAAACGAGAUCGGAAAAUUAUAGAAUUUGAUCAAGUGCAGCUAACAUUAAAUAACAUACGUGUUGAAAUCGAAUCUGUUAGUAAGAAUGAUUAUCAAUUUGUCAGAAAUUGCGAGAAGUAUUUCGGAUAUAGUUCGGCAGAGGAGAUAGCUUUGUCAUCUAAUGAUGGAGUGCCGGAGUAUGCUUACUUUAUUCCGUUCGAUACAACAUUGAAAGCUAUGUUGAAGUCUUCGCCACUUGUUUUAGAAAUUCUAGACAACAUUCAUCAACAGCAAUUAAGUGUAGAAAAUGAUGAUGACCUAAUGUUCUCAAUUCGUGACGGAUCCUACGGCAACAGAAUAGAUCAAGAUAGUUUACUAGUUCAGUUGUACUUGGACGAUAUUGGUUUAACAAAUCCUCUUGGCUCCAAACGGGAUAAACACAAAAUGUCGAUGGUUUACUUUUCGCUUGAAGAUGUGCCUGACAGAUAUAGAUCGAAAACUGACUUUAUUCAAUUAGGUGCUGUUUGCGAAAGCAAAAUUCUGAAAUCAGAAAUCCAAACUCGAACAAUGAUCGAUCAUGAUGAUCUCGUUCAAAAGAUCGUUAGUGAUCCAAAUAGAACACCUCUCAGAGGUGUUUCAGGACCGAGUCCAUUACAAGAUCUUAUCGGUUUCCACGCAACUACAUCUUUACCACGAGAUGCUAUGCACGACUUCAUUGAGGGAGUCGUGCCAAUGGUCAUCAUGGCCCUACUCAACAAGCUUCAUCAUCACGUCUUUUGA
Molecule: messenger RNA, 1332 nt
Organism: Adineta ricciae
Lineage: Eukaryota; Metazoa; Rotifera; Eurotatoria; Adinetida; Adinetidae
Source: the annotation of a GenBank genome assembly